Colletotrichum costaricense is the source of this 1026-nucleotide messenger RNA. RefSeq lists its product as uncharacterized. NCBI's taxonomy places the organism in Eukaryota, Fungi, Ascomycota, Sordariomycetes, Glomerellales, Glomerellaceae. The transcript has a single exon. The record is from RefSeq and is a predicted model, not a curated record. Bases 1 to 1026 code for a protein of 341 amino acids.
AUGAAACUUGCUGGCCGUCGAUACGGACUCAUUCUCCUACCAAUCACAGACGCUGAUGGCAGUCUCUUGUACGCCGUGGGCGACCCAUCACGCCUGACACUCGCCCGAUCAGAAGCCAAACCAGCUCAAAUUCUCGCCCUUCUCGAGAUUGAAAGAUUUGAGCAAUUCGGUUUCGACGACAAGGAAAUUGCUCUCAUGUGCUCUUCACAUAGUAGCGAGGAGCGUCACGUUCAGUCCGGGGUCACGAUGCUGACCAAAAUUGCGGCCAAAGAGCAAGACUUGCGGUGCGGAGGUCACCCGUCAAUGUCCGAGAGCGUCAACAACGAAUGGAUCAGGAAAGGGUUUACGCCUGGGGCUCUCUGUAACAAUUGCUCUGCGAAGCAUAUCGGCAUGCUAGCCGGGGCCAAAGCACUGGGGCAAGAUGAGGAGUAUCACUCGUCCAAUCACGAAGGCCAAAUUCGUGUCAGACAUACCUUUGAGGAGCUUACUGGCCUGAAGGCUGACGAGAUCAAAUGGGGCAUCGACGGAUGCAACCUGCCAGCUCCCGCCCUUCCUCUCCGUGACAUCAGUCACCUUUAUGCUCUCCUUGCUCACGCUGCAGACGCUGACGCUCAGGGUUCUGCGACGGACCCAAGGACGAGGCAUUUGGCUAGGAAUUACCAUUCUAUGUGGCGGUUCCCCGAAAUGGUUGCUGGGGAUGCUAGAUUCUGUACUGAACUGAUGCUCAAGCAUGGUGGUACUCUCGUGGGUAAGCUGGGUGCCGGUGGGUGCUAUGGUGUUGCCAUCCGAGACUCCGAAGAGACGCGGCGUCUGGGGGCCAACUCGGGUUUGGGAAUCUCUGUCAAGUUUGAAGAUGGAAACGAGGAAAUUUUAUAUGCAGCAGUGAUGGAGAUUUUGGAACAACUUGGCAUCGGUUCUGUGGAAAGCCGUGACGCUAUGAAGGCGUUCCACCACAUUGAGCGCGUAAACACAGCCGGCGUCAUUACUGGAAAGGCGUCGUUUUCUUUCAAAUUACGCAAGCCUUAA